AUGAUGAUAUUGAAUUGGUCUUCUUUUUCUUUCUUGAUAUGGUCCUGGCAUGAUAUUACCGAGAUGUGCGUGCGUUCAACAAUUCGUGAAGGUGUCCGUGACUUACUAGGCCUACCAAAGACGAAGCCAAAACCGGGGGGUACAGAGUCCUUGCGGCUCCGGAAAAAGUGCAACGCCAGUGUCAGGCAAAAGGAAGUAGCCCCGAGUGGCCCUUCUCGAACCAAAGAAGCAACUCCCCCGGAACAUCCACAGUCUUCGAAGCCUGCUGCAUCCGGGAGCCGGGGUCGUGCUGGCAAGGUGCUGGAAACUACCCCUCUCCGCCGGAAAAUGGGUACAACCUCAAAGAGAAAUAGAAGUGACACACCCCCGGUAUCUCCUCAGGUGACCCCUAAACGUCAAAGCGUGCGCAUUCUACACGCAAGAUCUUCUGGAACAAGCACCAGUAAUGUUGAAGCUACCGGAACCCCAACUGUAGUGACAGUUGACGAUGAUAGUGAUGAUGGUGACACCACCGAAUCCGAGGCUAAUGUUCCAGAGCAAGAGAACGUUGACGAUGCUAGUGAAGAUUCUGACAGGGACUUCAAUGAGGGUUGCAGUGAGGAUGCAUUUGCUUAUUCCAGCGACUAUCCAGGUGGACAGGUGGUGCAGAUGUUUUCUUCGAGUCCGCUGGUUAUUGACAUUGCUGAGGACCCAAACCCUACUGCGGCCAUUGCUGAUCCUGCCCGGAGCCCCCUUGAGGCUGAGCAUGUCACUUCAAAUUUGGAAAUUGUGCCUGUAGUACCUUCUCCCUUCAACACAUUCAAUACACUGGUCGAGGCAGCCCUUGCAGGAUCCUCUCCAACCAUGACACCAACGGAUUCUCGGGAUGAAACGCCUACGCUCCAAGUUACGAGCCCUUUACCACCUAUCUUCCGGCAUUUUCUCCAGAGGGACCUUGAUCCUGCCAUUUCACCAGCCUUUCCAGCAGCCUUUCGGAGCAACACCCUUGCCGUCCACACAACCCUGCUCGUUCCAUCUCACAUUCAACCACUUCUCCGGGCGUCAGGGCCUAGUCCCCUAGCACUUCUUCCAGCGGUUCAAUGUGACAAUGUGAGCGCUGCUGAAAACGCCCAGGCUAUCAUUACCAUCGCCGGGAAUGCCGCUGCAGAACACCCUCGUAGCAUGUCUUGGCUGGAGUGGGAGGAAUCAUUUACUGCUUUCAUGGCUUUCUUUGACAGUGGUGCUCAGGUCCUUCGAUCUGCAGAUGAACUCCUACGCACUCUUCCGGGGAAUUCUUGUUUAUCCCGAGACGGUCGCAGCUUUGGAGAAAUUUCUAGACAACUGCUGGACAUUACUGAUCACAGGCUCCUUUGCUGGCGGGAUGCAGUUUGUGAGGCUAUGACUCUGGGCUUUCGAGCAGAGUCUCUUCUGAACCUGGUGAAGGGUUUGGCACGUGCUGCAUUUGGGGCACGGGCUGUUCAUAACAUGAAGUCAAAUCCCGGCCCUGAUGAAAUAAGGGCAGCAGCAGAGGCUUUGGUCUUCAAGCAGCAUGAACUGGAAAACCAGCGCAGGGAAUUGCGUGGCCUCCUUUCUGCCCAAGGUGUCUCUUCCGACAGUGCUGACUGCGUGAUGGAGGCAGUGACAAGAUCUUCUCACGGGGCCUCCUCCGUUCCUUUCUAG
Molecule: messenger RNA, 1659 nt
Organism: Prunus armeniaca (apricot)
Lineage: Eukaryota; Viridiplantae; Streptophyta; Magnoliopsida; Rosales; Rosaceae
Source: the annotation of a GenBank genome assembly